UCAAGAAUUGUUGAGGAUCAGUGAAUUUAAUCAGGAAGGCUGACAGACCUGUGUGAACAGAUACUAACAGAUACAGUUGGUGAUUGCGAUUGAGCUGCCAUUCGGUCAAGAAAGCAAAAAUGAAUCGACAACAGUUGCUGGUUCUGUGGUUUGCAGUUUCUUGCCUGAGCGGAGGGCUUCCUGUGGUGCUCGGUCAGUCGGGCAGUGGUAUAUACACGACGUACCAUUAUUACGACCCGGCGCAGAACGGCUACAGACUCGACGGUCUCUACUGCGCGACAUGGAGAGCUAACGAAUCACUACAAUGGCGAAGCCAGUACCCCUGGACUGCAUUCUGUGCAGGUCCUAUGGGUGAGGCACAAUGCGGAAAGUGCAUACGUGUGACAAACCCGUCGACCGGCCAGUCUGUGGUGGUUCGUAUUUUGGAUAAAUGUGCUAAUGGAGGGCUGGACUUGGACAGGAUUCCGUUCAACCAGAUCGAUUCCAACGGACAGGGCUAUGCUGCAGGGCACAUGACAACCAGCUACACAUUCGUCAACUGCUGAAGAGAACGAGCAGAAGAGGGCCUUCCUGCAAACUAGCACAAACUGUCGUGCAAAUAAAAAUAAAACAAUCUUUUCACAUCUCAGCAAUUUCUGACUUUCUGAUUUGAAGUGGGAAAAGUAACGAAACAAAAACUUAUUACUAUAUGCCAUAGAAGCUCUAGAGCAAUGUGGCAAUUUCUAAUUGCAAUAAGUACUCCCCUUAUGCUUUUUGGUGCAGCUAAGUCUUGAAUAAAGAUCUUUUUGCCACUUUAUGAC
Molecule: messenger RNA, 800 nt
Organism: Marchantia polymorpha subsp. ruderalis
Lineage: Eukaryota; Viridiplantae; Streptophyta; Marchantiopsida; Marchantiales; Marchantiaceae
Source: the annotation of a GenBank genome assembly